GAGCGAGGGGCGGGCCCGGCGCGGCUGCCCGGCCGGCUGCUGGAGGCCCCGGGCCGGGCCCGCGCCGCGAUGGCCCUGGUGACCCUACAGCGCUCUCCCACGCCCAGCGCUGCGUCUUCCUCCGCAAGCAACAGCGAGUUGGAGGCCGGCAGCGAUGAAGAGCGGAAGCUGAGCCUCAGCUUGAGUGAGAGCUUUUUCAUGGUGAAAGGAGCUGCCCUCUUCCUACAGCAGGGAAACAGCCCCCAGGGCCAGCGGAGUCUCCAGCACCCUCACAAGCAUGCAGGUGACCUGCCUCAACACCUCCAAGUGAUGAUCAACCUCCUGCGCUGUGAAGACAGAAUCAAGCUGGCCGUGCGCCUAGAGAGCGUCUGGACUGACCGCGUCCGCUACAUGGUUGUGGUGUACACCAGCGGGCGCCAGGACACCGAGGAGAACAUCUUGCUGGGAGUUGACUUUUCCAGUAAGGAGAGCAAAAGCUGCACGAUAGGAAUGGUUCUCCGACUCUGGAGCGACACCAAGAUCCACCUUGACGGGGACGGCGGGUUCAGUGUGAGCACGGCGGGCAGGAUGCACAUAUUCAAGCCAGUGUCUGUCCAGGCCAUGUGGUCUGCCCUACAAGUGCUUCACAAGGCCUGCGAAGUGGCUCGGAGGCAUAACUACUUCCCGGGGGGCGUGGCGCUCAUCUGGGCCACCUACUAUGAGAGCUGCAUCAGCUCCGAGCAGAGCUGCAUCAACGAAUGGAACGCCAUGCAGGACCUGGAGUCCACGAGGCCCGACUCCCCCGCGCUGUUCGUGGACAAGCCAACCGAGGGGGAAAGAACUGAGCGUCUGAUUAAAGCCAAACUCCGAAGCAUCAUGAUGAGCCAGGACCUUGAAAAUGUGACUUCUAAGGAAAUCCGAAAUGAGCUGGAGAAGCAAAUGAAUUGCAACCUGAAAGAGUUCAAGGAAUUCAUCGAUAACGAGAUGCUGCUCAUCUUGGGCCAGAUGGACAAGCCCUCCCUCAUCUUCGACCAUCUAUAUCUUGGCUCCGAGUGGAAUGCAUCCAAUCUGGAGGAGCUGCAGGGCUCAGGCGUUGACUACAUUUUAAAUGUCACUAGAGAAAUAGACAAUUUCUUCCCUGGCUUGUUUGCAUACCAUAACAUCCGAGUAUACGACGAGGAGACCACGGACCUCCUUGCCCACUGGAAUGAAGCUUAUCACUUCAUAAACAAAGCAAAAAGGAAUCAUUCCAAGUGCCUGGUCCAUUGCAAGAUGGGCGUUAGCCGGUCCGCGUCCACCGUCAUCGCGUACGCCAUGAAGGAGUUCGGCUGGCCCCUGGAGAAAGCGUAUAACUAUGUGAAGCAGAAACGCAGCAUCACUCGGCCCAACGCAGGCUUUAUGAGGCAGCUGUCGGAGUACGAAGGCAUCCUGGAUGCAAGCAAACAGCGGCAUAACAAACUAUGGCGCCAGCAGCCGGCAGAUGACCCAGUGGCAGAGCCCAGUGAGUUCUUGCCAGAAACCUUGGACGGCGGUGCCCUGGACACUCGGCUGCCCUGUCUGGAUGAUACCACCCACUCUGAGCUCCCGAGAAGCCUGGCCCCGGGAGCACCCUCUCUCCCCUGUUGUUUCCGAAGGCUCUCGGACCCCCUCCUCCUCCCCCACCAUGAUGAUGCGGGCGGCCUGGUCCAUUUAGAAGAUGUGGAGAGGGAUGCUCUGUUAGAGGGUGAGGCUCCGCCCAUGGAGGUGCACAAGCUGACUCGGCAUCCCCAGGAAGGUGCCAGGCCGUGUGAAAAGGAUGUGAAGAGGAAGCUGGAGUUUGGGAGCCCCAAAGCCCGUAGUGGUUCCCUGCCUCAGGUGGAGGAACUGGAGAAAGAUGGCGGCCCAAGGACAGGGAGGUGGAGGCGGGCCUCCACCCAGCUCGAUACAAGUUUGCUCGACCAGGAAAACCUCAAUAACAACAACAGCAAGAGGAGCUGUCCCGUUGACUCUGAGCGCGAUGCGAUGUUUGGAAUCCUCAGUAAAGUGAAGCCUCCCUACACAUCCUGUGCCGACUGCAUGUACCCCGCGGCUGGCGGGACUCCUGAGGCUCUCGUGGAGCAGCACGAGGACCCCAGCUCCUCCGCCAUCUGCACCCAGCCAACCUUCCUGCCCCACGUCAUGUCUUCCCCAGUGGCCCCCGCGAGCAGCAGGUCCCGAGCUCCGGCCUCCAGUCCAGCCGACACCUCUCCAUCCCUACUUCCGGCAGGCUCCAGGAAGCCAGAAGUCGGUGGCUCUGGAGCCGGGGCUGCCCCGGAAGCACCAGCAAGCCUUCUAGAGCCUUCCAGAGAGACCUCAAAAGUCCUUCCAAAAUCUCUCCCGUUGAGGAAUGCUCACUGUGAUAAGAGUGCGUCGGCCAGUACAGAGGUGGUGAAGGAAGAACCGCCGACUAAGAAAGAUCCGAAGCCGGCUAAGGAUCUGAGGCUUCUGUUCAGUACCGAGGCGGAGAAGCCGACCGCCAAUAGCUACCGCAUGCAGCAUCAGGAGUCCAUUAUCCAGCUGCAAAAAGCAGGCCUGGUCCGAAAGCACACCAAAGAGCUGGAGCGGUUGAAGAGCCUGCCUUCAGACUCCACAUCUACCUGCAGGGACAGUGCCACCUGUGGCCGGCUGGAGGCCAGCAUCCCCGAGGAGGGACAGGAGCCCGCAUACCCGACCCCAUGCAGCCAAACCGGGUCAGAGGAGAAGCCCGAAGGCGGAGCCUUGCCGAAGAGCCCGCCCUCUACCCUCCUCCGCCUGGAUCACACCAGUAACUUCUCGAAAGACUUCCUGAAGACGGUGUGCUACACCCCCACGUCCUCCUCCAUCAGCUCCAACCUGACCCGGAGCUCCAGCAGCGACAGCAUCCACAGCGUCCGAGGGAAGCCAGGGCUGGUGAAGCAGCGGGCGCAGGAGAUCGAGACGCGGCUCCGCCUGGCCGGCCUCACUGUGUCGUCCCCGCUGAAACGGUCCCAUUCCCUCGCCAAGCUGGGAAGCCUCAACUUCUCCACGGAGGACCUGUCCAGCGAGGCUGACACAUCCACCAUCGCUGACUCGAGGGAUGCCAAGUGCGAUCUCUCUUCCUUCUUGCCUGAACCCCAGGCCAUGCCAAGAGACCCCGCUGCAACCUCCAAACCAUCAGGAAAAUCUGCCCCGGAAAACUUGAAAAGCCCGUUGAGGGUAAACAAAAGCUGACGAACUUUCUUUGGGCGCUGUGAGGUUUUCAUAAUGUCCUGAUCCACUUUCACAUCUUGAUUUUGUGUCAACAACUUCAGUCUUCUGAGCUUUCCCCGCCUAGAGGCUGUGAGGGAGGACACUCAGGUGUGCGGCCUGGGCAACCUAGAGACUGGCAGCCAGCAGUCAAGUUCAGAUGUGUGUGCCUGAGGUGGGCCAAGCCCUCGGUUAGGAUCCCCAGCACCCCAUCAAACCAGGCACGAUUGCGAUUGCGCACGCUUAUGGAAAUUCACUGCAAGUGCAGGCAGAAGGAUUAGACGUUCAGGUCAGCCUCAGCUACGUGGUGAGUUUUAGGCCAGCCUGGUGAAGAGAAAAAAAAAUGUGUGUGGACAUGCAAAAUACUCAGUUUGCAACGUGUACAGGAACCACAUUGGCGACGUCGCUGCAGCCCACGCUCCAAACUCAUUCCGGUCCUCGAGAACGAAUCCUCAGAGGGCAACACAAGGCCUACCUCUCUGCUCACUGUGCAUUUUGUUUAUAUAAUAGUAACAGCCAAGGCUCAUUUCUGAGGAACAAUGCUGUGUCCACAAGGGAUUUUCAAGAGAAUUGUGGUGGGGGGAGGGGAUGGGGUUUGUUGUGUUGUUGUUGUUGUUGUUGUUGUUGUUGUUGUUUGAGGGUGGAGACCCCCAGAAUUGUGACGACUUUGAACCUGACCAUCCCAAGAACAACUAGGUGACAUCAUCAGAGGAAGACACUUAGUGGCAGUGGUCCGUGUAGCCCUCCGUCCCGGUGCCCACGGUCUUGGGACUUACGUCACCCAGUCACAGAGAAGGGCACUGCUGAGCCUCACGUGCUGCUAACAAGGCAUCAUUGUGUUAUGUUUGGGAUUCGGACAACCUCAUGUCCGGAGGUGGUUAGUGGGGCGCAGAUCAUCCUGCUGAGACACUGAACUGACCCAUUUGCUGAGAGGAAAGGUAGGUCAGCAACGGGUACUUUCUCACAGGCCCCUCCCCAGGAGCCACUCUGAGAGGAGAGAGUCUGUUGAAAAGCUUCACAGAUGUUUACAAGAGUCCCUUCCCGGGCGAGAAGAGAGUACUGCUCUCUUGUCCCUGGCUCCCCCAUGCUGUAAUUGUGGGGCAAAGGAGGCACAGCCACACCACAGGUGUGAGUGCAGGUUAGCUCAGUGAAGCAGGAGGCCUGGGCUCUGGGUUCACAUCACGAGCCUCACCUGGUGCCCAUCAUGAAAAGGGUGCUUAAGGAUUUUGAAGAGAGACAAACAGAGAGGCAGACCUGCUGCAGAAAGCCUUGCUUGAUGUUUGGCUGACGGUGGUGCACAGCCCUGUGAGAUCACGGUAGGCUCUGUUAAUGUUUUUGGGUUUUGGUUUGGUUUUGGUUUUUUGAGACAGGGUUUCUCUGUAGACCAGGCUGGCCUCAAACUCAGAGAUCUGCCAGCCUCUACCUCCUUAGUGCUCAGAUUAACAGUGUGUGCGACCACCAUCCGGCUUCCUUCCUCCGUCUCUCUCUCUCUCUCCCUCUCUGUCUCCCUCCCUCUCUCUCUUUCUCUCUUUCUUUCAUUCUUUCAUUUGAGACAAGGUCUCACCAUGUAGCCUUUGCUGUCUUGGAACUUUCUCUAUAGACCAGGUAGGCCUCAAACUCAGCAGAGAGGUAUCUGCCUCUGUCUCUAAAGGGUUUGGUUUUGGUUUUUGAGGUAGACGCUCAUCCUGUAGCUCAAGCUGGCUUCAGACUCACAGCAGUCCUCCUGCCUCAGCCUCCCAAAUGCCGAGAUUACAGGUAUAAUCCCAUCAUUCCCCAAGCUUGGUUGUUAAUUUUUAAGGGUAAAUGGCACAGGCUUGUGAUCCUGUCCUCAGGGGGGUGAGGCAGGUCCAUCAGGAGUUAAAGGCACAACGUGAGAUUCUACCUCAGAAGUAGUAAGUGACCUUGCCAGAGAUGGUGUUACCUGCUUCAGAUGUCUGCUGUGGGCCCUUGUGGAAAGCUUGCUGCCUGGUUUAUGUGAUGGCCCAGGGCCGCGUGUAACACUGCAGGAAGACGGGACAUAUUGGAGGGCUGUCUUCGCUCCUCAGAUAUCACGGAUCAAAUCCUUCCCUCCCACACUCCAACCUUGCCAGCCUGCCCCUUUACCUCUGGAGUGGAUGGAGUCCUCGUGGAGAUGACCACAGUUCCGUCCUGCAGUUGGCUGGUUCAGCCAGACAGCUCAGUGAGAUCACAGUCUUCAAGGACACGACAUGUUCUGGAAGUACACGGAUGGGGCUCCUCCCACACGGGUUAGAACGAACGGAGUCUCGAGACUGGCCAUCCUGGUGAACGCCAAGUAUCUCUAGGAUCCAGGCCAGUUCGUUUUUCAUUCGUGUGGGGUCUUUGUGACCUCUGUCUCAGAACUUUUCUCCUGGCAUGAUUUUUGUUUUCAAAUACAUGCGUGUCAUCUUAUAGGGAUUUAUUUUCCCACUACUGUCAAUGACAGUCACCUUAAAAAGCAAUCAUCCACUUAAUCCUGAAACCCUGUGGGUUUCUCUACUCUUCCCUCAGCCAACAAAAGCAAAAAAGGCCAAGCUUAAAUAAGCAGCGCCAAGUUCAAUCUCACAUGGUGGGUCGAUUUUUGUGUCAAAAUAAUUCCUUAGAUUUGGUAAUGAUAGGUUUCCCCUGUGUUUUUUUAAUCCCAUCUGUAAGAGUGAUAGGAUUUUGAAAACUUUUAAUUUUGAAAACCAUAAUUUGUCCCAUUCUGUUGAAAGAGUCGGGGCGGGUGGAGGAAAAACUCAAGCAGGCCUCUGGCCCCUGGCAGACUCCCUGCACCUGUUUUAGAAGCCCUGGCUAUCAGCCACCCGUGUGAACAGCAGGGAGCAACUCUGGUCAUCCAGAAGGCCAGAGUCCCUGGUGUGACAGUGUCGGUGUCUGUUCUUCCUGGAGGGUUGGCUCUCCCUGAAAAUGCAAUGAAUUGGCAUUUAACUGAAAGGCUUCUGUGAAACUACCCCGCUAAGCUAAGGUGUACGCACCCCAGCAGUGACAACUCCCAUCCUGUCUCAGGAAAAGUUUGUCCCAGCCAGGCUUGGUGGCACACACGUGUGAUGCGGAGGCCGGUGGAUCACUGAGUCAAAGGCUGUGACAACCACCAUCCGCCACCCCCCAAAAAAUGUUAGCUUUGCGAGCUGCCUCCAUACCUGGCUAGUUCAGCUCUGUGUGUAAUCAUAGCAAGCAGAGGUACAGGGAUGUAUGCAGCGUAAGCCACCAGUUCCAAUGGCUGCCAUUUUCACUAAUGUCCUUGAAAGAAGAGCUUCCUGCUCAGCCCUAUGGCCCAGGAACUUUACCUGCCUCCCAAAAGUCUGAACCACGUGGCAGCAGCCUUGCCCCUGGUCAACACAGAGGCUUCUCGAAAGUGUAAGGGAGAUGGGGGCGCGGGAAGUCCAGCUUCCCGAUAGCAUGAACUAAGAGCAGGGUGUCUUUCCCAGACCCCCACCCCGGCCCUCCAACCGCGCACAUGGUUCCCAUGUGUGGCUCAGCCGAGCUGGCUUCCACAGGUCCCCAGGUAGCAGCACCGCGAUGCUCCCCUUGUUCCGCCCGCCCCUCCGCUUGUUCUAGCUGAAGAUCCGCCCCUCAUCCUCUGCCCUAGAAAAGCCGGGCCUGUGUUUUUCUGCACCCAUCUCAGGGACUACCCCGGAAGGUUUGCGAACCUCCUGCUCUUCGGGAACCACUUCUUAGUAAGAACGAGAUCACAAGAGACAUCGCAUGUCACUAAAGGAGUUUACUUUUUUACCUGCUGGCAGUGACUGGUGUGAGAAUUCAUUGCCAAGCCCCGUGGGUUGGCUGACACGGAGCAGGCGUGUGUGAUCCCUUCAGGGGAAUGAGUAGACUUAGGAGCACUUGCCUGACCCCAGCUGUGCAGUCCUGAAGAGCCAGGGAGACGCCCACCCCUCCCCCAUGGUGGCUCCCCACUGCUGGUGAGGGAGACUCUUGGUUCCACUUUUCCGCCCUAAAGGCGAGAUUCCUGCUGACCAUGAUGAUGAGUAUGAAGGUCAUCGGUGUGCCCCUGUCCAAAGCCCUUGGUUUUGGUUACUGUGGAGGUGUGAGAGUGCAGUGUAUGUGGAGAUAUGUACAUAAGUAUACGUGCAUAUGCCUGUGUAUGCAUUAUACAUACAUAUAUAUACAUAUACAUACAUAUAAGUGUAUCCUAUUUGAUCAGACCUGGUGUGUGCUGUUCCUCACCACACACCAUAGUCUCCAGCUUUGCAGGGAUGCCACCUGGGGCCAUCUGGAGAAGGGUGACCACCUCCUUCCCUCUUGCAGUAGACACCACCUCCUUCACCUCCUUCAGUCCCCGUCUUAGGCACAGUGUCCGCCGCCCUGGCCUUACUGCAUGAGAAGACAGCUGCUUCCUCUUCUACCCUGUAAUUAUUCUUUUACAAUCGAGUGCCUUAAUAAUCGUUUACAAAUACCAUGUAUUUUUGCGCAGCCGUUCAGCUGCCUUCCGUGGCUGAGUUCUUUGGGUCUUGGUGGUUGAGAUUAUUGAAUGAGCUCCUCCCUACCCCCCCACCCCCAUCCCCGGUCGGUCCACUCUGUGUUAAUCUGCGGUUGACACUGGGUCCUGACUGCUCCAUGGAGCCUGCUAGGAGCGCCAAGUCCCCGCAGGCCAUGCCUGCAUCAGCAUACACCAUGGCAGCCAAAGGUAGCCCCUGAAGGAUGGGAGGUGGUUUGCCAGGCAGCAGGGGGGGCGGGUUACAGGUCCAGCACUCCCCGAACCACAGUCUAAGACCUCCCCUCAACCCCUCAAGGUGGUCCUCUAGUUUAUAGAGGCUUGCCACCACCUAGCCCCACUUCACACCCCCUCUUCCUCUUCUGCCUGUGUCCUGAGCUUGCUGCAAGCCCCGGGUGCAGCUCGACCCAGAGAAGUCGCCUCACCAGACUGCACCCUUCACCUUUCAAAGGCCGCCGGAGGGCGCCGGGUUCCCUCGUUGCGUCACAAAACUUUGAUGGGGGGGGUGCAUUUUUUUCUUUCUUUGUAUUGUUUUUCCUCUUGUUUUUUUUUAUAUUAUAUAUUUUAAAGGCAGUAUCUUUUUGUACUGUGAAGUUUCAGUAGAAGAGGCAUAGUGCACUUUUUUAUUUACUUCUGUUGGUGUGUAUUGUAUGUAUGUAUGUAUGUAUAUAUAUAUAGUCUGCGUGCUUCUCAUGUUGAGAAUAAACAUUUACUUUAUAAGUGUC
Apodemus sylvaticus (European woodmouse) is the source of this 8373-nucleotide messenger RNA. RefSeq names its product slingshot protein phosphatase 1 (gene Ssh1). Gene Ontology annotation, molecular function: actin binding; protein tyrosine/serine/threonine phosphatase activity. The record is from RefSeq and is a predicted model, not a curated record. The transcript has 15 exons. Gene Ontology annotation, biological process: actin cytoskeleton organization; negative regulation of actin filament polymerization; protein dephosphorylation. The coding region runs from base 70 to 3186 and encodes 1038 amino acids. Gene Ontology annotation, cellular component: cytoplasm. Lineage: Eukaryota; Metazoa; Chordata; Mammalia; Rodentia; Muridae.